AUGAACCGACGAAAACCUGUUCAAUCAUCGCAUCACGAUGAUCAUUCAGAUGAUUAUUCGGAAACGAUAACACAACAAUGCAACAGUCAUCAUGCCUCGGAACGUGAAAUUACUGUACCAAUGCAUUCUACAAAGAAUUCUUCUCAAAAACUUCUCUACAAGACACUUAUUGAGAAUCUCAAAUUAAACAACCAAAACAAUAAUAUUUCCCUACAUGGGGAGCAUGAUCAAGAGGCAAAAACUUUGGAUCAAAGAACAAUGACAUUAUUACGUAAUCAUCAAAACUUUUUAUCAGAAUUGAAAAUUAAUCAAGAUUUAGAAAUUUAUAAUUAUUGGGACACAUCCAAAGAAUGUCUCGCUUUGGCUACGCAAUUUACUUGUUGUUGUCUAUUUUGCCUUAUUUUCUUUUUAAUUUAUGAAUGGGAACCUUCGGGAAAAUUUCAAAGUUUCGAAAUUAUGGCUAUCAUUAUACUUUUUAAUUUUGUAUUUAUUUUACCGUUUUUAUAUAUACACAGAACUUUAAGAAGGUCUUCUGAAGUGAAUGUAACUGACGAAAACGUAUCCUCUCACCAAUCUAUGGAUAUUCCAUCAUUCAUAUCAACAGUAUUUAAUUGGAUUAUUGUUGUAUUGAUUUUAUUAGGUGCUUCUCCAAUACUAAGAACGUUGACACUACUUUACUCUCAGGAUACAAUUAUUGCCCUAGUUUGUCUACUAUUUACUAUUCAUUUAUUUACACAUGACUAUUAUUUUGUGAAUGGGAAGACAGAAAAAUUUAAUUGUUACUUAUCUUUGAAUUGUGUGAUUUUUAUUUCUGCUCUGUUUGCUUCAAGGCUGAGACACUCUUUAGAUGCGUUUGUCAUUCUGCUUGUGGCAAUAGAGCUAUUUCUCUUGUUCCCGUUUGUGAGACAUCAAUUAAGAAAGAACGACAAAACACUUCCAUAUGUCACUAUUUACCUACUCAUGACAUGCAUCACAGUUGCUGUACUCUAUUAUUUUGUGAGUUCAGUUUUCCUUCUUUUCUCCUUCCUUGUGGUCAAUAUUAUCCUGGUUUUUGUAAUGCCUUAUUUAUUCAUUUUCUCUCAGAUUCACUACAAACAAGUGUUGACUGGCCCCUGGGAUGAAGCCUCUAUUAAUCCAAUCGAAUACGAAAAAAUCAAGAAUUAUUUGAUAGCAGAGUAA
Molecule: messenger RNA, 1179 nt
Organism: Naegleria fowleri
Lineage: Eukaryota; Heterolobosea; Eutetramitea; Acrasida; Naegleriidae
Exons: 3
Coding region: 1-1179 (392 amino acids)
Biological process (GO): GPI anchor biosynthetic process
Cellular component (GO): glycosylphosphatidylinositol-N-acetylglucosaminyltransferase (GPI-GnT) complex; membrane
Source: RefSeq, a predicted model, not a curated record